This is a messenger RNA of Closterium sp. NIES-67, 2190 nucleotides long. The record is from the annotation of a GenBank genome assembly. NCBI's taxonomy places the organism in Eukaryota, Viridiplantae, Streptophyta, Zygnematophyceae, Desmidiales, Closteriaceae.
GCCGUUCACAUUACCCUUCGCUCUUUUGCACUAUCUCUGCUGCUUUUCGUUUCGUCCUCACCAACUCCAAGCCACACGACACGAACCCUCUGCCCCUUGACUUCCCCCCCCUCCAAAUAUCAUGGCUCUGGCAUCCAGAGGGCAGCUGUGGUCGGAGCUGGGCAUAACGCCCACCACACUCAUCUCGCUCGUCUCGCCGCUUCUCUCCAUCCCCUGCUGCCUGCUCCUCCGCGCCACCCCCUCCACCUCCGCGCGCCAUGUCCUCGGCGCGCUUAGCGGGCUGCUGCUUGCGCUCUCCGCCUUCGGUCCCACCAUCUGGGUGCACUACGCUGUGCUCCUCGCCUUCGCCUAUAGCGCAAUGUGCUUGUAUCGAAGACGAUGCGGGAUAAUUACUCUGCUCGGCACUUUCGCGUACCUCAUCGUAUGCCACGUGGCGUACGACAGCGGCUCGGCGCGCAGGGAUCAGGGCAUCGACUUCGCGGGCACGCUGAUGAUGGUGACGCUCAAGCUGACGUCAUGCGCCUUCGACUACCAGGACGGCCAAUACCUCUCCGACCCCGCUGCCGCCGCCGCCGCCGCGAACUCCGCCGCCGCUAACAGACGGCCCAUCCGCGGUGCGGAUCGGCACCUGCGAGACCUCCCCUCGCCGCUUGAGUUCGUGGGUUACAUGUUCUGCGGUGGGUUGCAUCUUACAGGACCGUACUUCGAGAUGAAACCGUACCUCGAGUGGGCGAGGCACGAGGGUGUGUGGUCGCGAUCCGCGCGGAAGACGCCGUUUUUGGUGCCGCUUCUGACGGCGCUGGCGUGGGCCGUGCCGUCGGGGCUGCUCCACCUGAUGCUCAAACCGCGUAUGAACGUGGCGCUCAUUUCAGACCCCGCACAGGUCUGGAGCGUCCCGUACGUGGCUCGAUGGGGGUACGCGAUCCUGGCGACGUACGCCGUACGCACGAAGAUCUACUACGUGUGGAUGGUGGCGGAGGGCAGCAUGGUGGCCAGCGGACUGGGGUUCAACGGAUGGGUGACGCAAGGCGGAACCAGCGCUGCACGAUGCAGUAGCAGACAGGCGCGCGGAGAGAAACUUGCGGGGGCAAGGGGAAGGCGCGGGGGACAGCCGGGACAGGAGGAUAGCGAGCCGUUGAGGACGGUCUUGGGGGAGAGGAGUUUGAACGCUGGUGGUGCAGAUGUACCUGCAUUGCCGAAAGUGGUUGCAGACGCUGCGAUGCUAGCGGAUAGUGACGAGGACGAGAACAGCGCGCCUGCGAGCAGGACGACUCUGAGAAAGACGAGCAGCAAGGCGAGGCCCAGAGUCACUGUGGCAGCAGCAGUGCCGCAGCUGGAGCAGAUCGACUCGGACGAGGAGCGGGAGAGGGAGGGGAGGGGUGGAGAGGAGUGCGAGGCGGAGGUGAUGGAGGCGAGUUGGAAGCGGGCGCGCAACAUCGACAUCGUGGGCGUGGAGGCGGUGACGGGCAUGCACGGCUUCGCCAAGAACUGGAACGUGCGCACCGGCGAAUGGCUCCGCACCUACAUCUACGAGCGCGUGACGCCGGAGGGCCAGAAGCCAGGCGUGCUGCCCCUUGUUCUCACCGUGUGCACCAGCGCCGUCUGGCAUGGCGUGUACGUGGGCGACUUCCUGUUCGCCCUGAACAUGGCGUGGCUCAUCCUGGGCUCGCGCAUCAUCUACCGCUACCACCGCACCAUCCCCGCCUCCUCGCGCCUGCUCUCACUCACCGUCUCCGCCCUGCACUCCCUCUACUCCUUCCUGGGCGCCAACUACUCGGCCCAGGGCUUCAUCCUCCUCUCCGCCUCCCAAACACUUGUAGCAUACCAGGGUCUUGGCUGGUUUGGCACUCUCGUGCCUCUUAUUCCCGUGGCAUUGUCACAACUAGGGAGACUGAGGGGAAGCAGAGGGGGGACAGAUGUGAACACAAGACAUUCCAAAGUGGCAUGACGCGUGAGAUAUGGAGCUCGGAUGUGUAUCAUCCUUGGUAGGGGUGAGCUCAUGUGGCUUGAAGGGCAUGGUCAAGUGGUGCAUGAACAACUCUGUAGGAGCUUGCCGUGCAAUCCACAUGAGCUUAUCAAGUUAGACGGCUUAGACAUGUUUCAUAGCAAACACUCAUGAUGUCUAUGAUAAUUAAUAUACAUAAUCUAGCACUCCAUUAUUGCCCUUGUAAAUCAAAAGUAGUAUUGAUG